Messenger RNA from Eriocheir sinensis (Chinese mitten crab), 5871 nucleotides. Its product is annotated as cubilin-like. Bases 927 to 5639 code for a protein of 1570 amino acids. The record is from RefSeq and is a predicted model, not a curated record. The transcript has 3 exons. Lineage: Eukaryota; Metazoa; Arthropoda; Malacostraca; Decapoda; Varunidae.
CCGAGGUGGAGGAAGCACGGAUCUACCUGUGUCAUCUCACCUGGAAAAAAGAAAGUGAAGAAGUGAAAGAGAACUGAAAGAAAGAAAAAAAAGGAAAGAAAAAGAAAGAUAAUCACAAUCAGAAGCAGAAACCAAAGGAGAGAAAGAAGAGAACAAAGAGGAAAGAGGACAUUGACACGUUAUAAUUAAGAAAGAAAAUAUAUGUACGAUAAUUCUUGAACUUCGAACUCACUGUGGGAAAGAUAUAGAAAACGAAAGACAGAACAAUACAAGCAACGAAAGAGAUACAAAGAGAAACAGAAAAAUACGAAGACGGGAAGAAAGAACAGAGAAAAUAGACAGACAAAGAAAGAGAAAUGUAGAAAAGAAAGACAGAAAAUAGAAAGAACGACAGAAAUACAGAGAGAAAGAUAGAUACAAUAAAAAGACAAAGGAAAGAAAAAAAGCAUAGAAAAACAUACAGAAAAUAGACAAUUAUUGAAAAAUAAAGAAAAAAUAACCAGAAACUACAGAAAUACAAAAAAAGAUAAAAAGAUACAAAGACAACGAUAUUAAAGAAAGACAGAGAGGAAAAAUAAAUUACAAAACGACAUAAACAGUUCUAAACCCAAAAACAUAAACCGCGGUGUGACUAAACCUGGUCUCACAAGUGCCGACAUAAAACUAAUGGUAUAAUAACCCGUGAAAAUCCGAACUAAUGAAUUAACGUGUUCUUAUGUAUUUUUUUUACCUGAGAACAAUGACGUGGUUUAAUUGUGUACCUGUGUGUGUAGCCUAAAGCCCACACAAACACACACACGUACACACACAUACACCUGCGAUUUCGCGUACACAUACCUGCCCAUUCACACCUGUCGACGCGCGGUUUAAGAGUGACAGGUGUGCAAGAGUCCAGGUGAGGAAGAUUAAAGAGGUUUUGAAGAGGAAUGAAGAGGAUGAAGCUGUUCUCCACUAGUCGCCUCCUCCUCCUCUUCCUCCUCCUCUUCCUCCUCCUCCUCGUCAUGGUCAAAGGAGCAGCGAAUGAUGAGGCAGACGGAGCCGAAGGGGAGGAAGAGAACACACACGAACUCCAGGCACAGGAGACAAAUGAUGAGGAGUUAGAAGAGGCUCAGAAUGUUGAAGAACCUUUGCCCUUCUCCGUGGAUGCUGAAGAGGUAAAACAGGAUUCUGAAGUAGGUAUGAAUAGUUACCUUGACGACUCUGUUAAGAACUCUCAUCUUGGAGGCUUCGAGGAAUCUGAAGGAGACUCGGAGGGGGGCUUUCUACAGGAUGAGCUGAAGGACUUGUUGAAGGAUGGCUCUCCAGCAGCCUUUGAUAACGGACUGACGGAAGGCAAUGAGGUUGACGCAGGAGACCAGGAUCCUGUAGGAGACGCCAUCUUGGAAUUUAUCGACUCCUUCAUAGAGGAUCCCGUCGAACCCGUUCAUUCUAAAUCUGCUGAUGUUGACGAGCGCAAACAACAAGCCGCAAGGAAUUACCAUGACGAAGUAGUGGCCAACCUCACGCGACUCAGGACACCGGAGGUGGGGGAGGAGGGGGAGAGUGUGGAGGUGGUGAGCUGUGGUGGGUUUAUUACUCUAAGCCACGACUUGCAGCAGGUCAUCACCACACCGGGCUUCCCUGCACCAUACCCCGCCAACGUGCAGUGCGUGUGGACCAUCGUGGCGCAGCUAGGGACAGACUCCGAUCAGGUGCACCUCUGGAUAGCUGAGUUUGAGUUGGAGGAGGGCAGCUGCCGGGCCGACUCGCUGCGGAUCGUCGACAACCUGGUGGGGUCGUCCAUCGAGUUCUGCGGCACCAAUAACCACCGCUGGGUCACGUCUCGAGGCAACUCUCUUACGCUGACCUUCACCAGCGACGCCACCGUCCAACGCAGGGGCUUCCUCAUCAGGGUGUUUGGCAUCAGGUCCACCUGCGGCGGGGUGAUCCAGACGCUGGGCCAGAGCCACUCCGUCCAUUCCACCCCCAACUACCCCUUGCCGUACCCUGUGGCUUCACGCUGCCACUGGCUAGUUCUCGCCAAGUCGGAGAUGGCCUUGAGUCUGGUGGGCCACCACGGGGACCCCGAGAAGCAAGGGGCGCUGAGGAUUUCCACGGAACCUUUCGGGGAGUACGAGGUUUUUGACCCCUCCAAGGUGUACCUGUCUGACAUAUUUUCCUUCACGUUCACCGCCAGCCCUAACAAGGUGGAGGACUCGCAGCGGCCUGGCCUGCAGUUCCAGUUGGUCCCCACAGUUCGCGCGACCACCUGCAACACGACGGUGACGGUGAAAAACGACUCGGCUGCCGUCAUCGCUUCUAGCAAGUACCCGCAUGGCUACGAGCGGUACGAGAAGUGCUGGUGGACGCUGCGCUACGAGGUUAGUGAAGAGUACCGGGCGACUCUCCACUUUGUUGACUUUGACAUGGAAAAUGGGAGGAAGUGUUUCUACGAUUAUCUUGAGAUCAUCGACAAGCGACUUACGGCGGCGGAGCGGCUGUGUGGGGAGAAGAGCGGCUUCGAGUACGCCACGGACAGCCGGGAGCUGCUCCUGUACUUCCAGAGCGACGCUUACAACAUGGCCUCUCACCGCGGCUUCCUCCUGCUGGGGGCGACGGAGCGGAUCAGGAAGAACGAGUGCACGGUGCACAGGAGCAACAACGUCACGGUGGUGUUCAGCUCACCGCCGUCGCGCCCCCAAGAACCAACUUACUCCAUCUGUAACUACACCUUUAGUACGCCUGCCGGAGGCCGCUUCGCCGUCCGCUUUAUCCACUUUUCGAUGGAGAGGAGCCAGAACUGUGCGAAGGGGAGCCACCUGGCUGUCGAGGAAUCAGGCGUUAGAAAGAGGGAGUAUUAUUGUGGCGAGAAGACCGGAGUGUCCUUCCUCACCGCCGGCAACCUCCUGACCCUUCACUACUACUCCAACGAUAACGACCCGACACAGCGAGUGCAGGUUGAAAUUAGGGAAGUACACGACACCGGUUGUGGAGGGAACCACGUGCUGCGGCCCGGCCAGACGGUGGAUCUGCGCACGCCUAGUAGAGGCCCUCUGGAGAGAGACUGUGUGUGGGUCGUGCGAGGCCGUGAGAGCCUCCUCCUCCUUUCCUUCAAGAACGUGAGGACGGAGGUGAAGGUGUCACAGACAGGGCUAUACAGCAACACUUUCACCUACGGCCCCAGGACGCUACAUUUCAUCGACCCGUCUGAGAACUACAUGAUCCUGUCCAGGGAGGAAGGGGUCACCAUCACCGUCACUGCGUACGCUAUUUUUUCCCACUGUGGCUCCAUCCUCAGACUGGGGAGUAGCCCGGUCAUCGUCACCAAUCUGGGGGUGGCACCGUGUUCCCAGAUUAUCACGACCUUGGGCGCAGAGCGAGUGACUUCCGUGUCCUCCAUCCAGUAUACCUUGCUCUCCGCCGGCCAGCCAGACACGUGCUCCCUGGAGGUGAUUGACAAAGAGGAAGGCGUCGUGAUCGAGCUCUGUAGUGAUGACUGGAAGCGUCAAUACGAGACCUCAAGUACGAGGCUGAAGAUAAACGCCAUCGAGAGCAGCAGCAACAGCGAGCCUGACCACAGCUACUUGGUUCUCGUGGCUGCCGUCACCACCUCCUGCGGCGACACCUUCGACGUCAAGGACAGAGUCGUCGUGGUGAAGAGCCGGAACAUGGAGAAGAACGCCACGUGUGUGUAUCGAUUCGUAGGCGACAGGACGAGAAUGGUUCUUGACGUGGCCACGAGCUCCAGGCGAGCGUUGUCCUACCUCAGCGUGUCCUCCGACGGGUACCAUCAAACGCUGAAGGACUUGUCUCUCCUCGCCACGACUUCCAUCGAGACGACUCGGGAAUUCCUGGUGGUCGUGCGUCCCUUCCCGAAGAGUGUCAGCUUCGUGAUCCAGGUGACGCGGGUGUCGCGAGUGUUCUCUCCCUGCGACACCUGCAUCAUCCUCGAGCGGGGGGACCAGGGCAUCGUUACGUCCCCACACUCACCUGACCUGCCCACCUACCCGGGACACCUGUUCUGCAACGUCAAGUUCGAGGCCGAGGACCGCAACAGGAGCGUCGUGUUAGAGGUGCAGGAGCUCGACCUCCCGAGGAACACUUCGUUGGACGCCCUGAGUGUGCUGAAGGACGGAGUGGCGACAGUCAUCAGCCCCUCAAGGGUGGCGGCGCUGCCCUUCACGCUGGUGCUGGACACGCCCUUCAUUCUCAGGUUCAAAACGACAACGCAUAAUGAGUUCGAGGGUUACAGGAUCCACUACGACGCCAAUGACUGCGGUGGGACUGUAACCCUGACCGAGGACUGGCCCGUCACCAUCCGCUCGCCGGCGUCCUGGGGUCUGUACCCAACGUACACCCGCUGCGUGUGGUUCGUCGAGGCCAACGCGCUUAGCAUUAGCGACAGGAUCAAGCUCAAGGUCGUCAAAUUCGACGUGGACGAGUCGGACUUUGUGGAGGUGUUUGAUCCACUUCAGUCCAGCGCCCCUGUGGCCAUACUCAGGGGCGCCGCAGCCGAGGGUGUAACCGUGAGGAGCAUCGGACACCAGCUGAGGGUCGUGUUCUGGUCUGACUCCCGUCGCGUGAGCUCCGGCUUCGUGCUAAAGGUGCGAGCCGUCGUGUCGGGCUGCGGCGGCGACAUAGACACAGGCCUCGCGGCAGAGGGAACCAUCUCGACACACAGUUACUUCCCGGACAACGAGUACUGCUUGUUUCGCCUCAGGCCCACCCAGGGACACGUGGUGUCCCUCACGCCCAUUGAGGACACCAACAGCAAUGACGAGGACAAGAAGCUUUCUGAAGGAAGCGAGGGGUAUGAGGGAGAGUCUGAGGAGGAGGGAGAAGAGGAGGAGCCUGUGUGGGUGGACGGCAAGUGUCGUAAAGGCAAAGUCGUGGUGUCUACAAGCGGCGUGUUGAGGGACGGCGUCCGGUACUGUGUGGGCGAGGCCAUCCCAACCGUGCACUCCACCAACGACGUCUUGCUGCUUGUGGAGGCACCGCCCAUCCCGCCCAUCUCAUUUGCAUAUCGCGUGGGUGGGUGUGGCGGGGAGAUGGUGGGCGCGGUUGGUCAACUCACGUCACCCAACCACCCCGAGCCUUUCAUCGGCCCGCUCACCUGCGUCUGGACCUCCCGCGUCUGCCUCCUGGUCACCGUCACCCACCUGGACCUGGACCCUCACCUUGACCGCCUCCUCCUAAGUGACCCCACGCGCGCCACCACCCUCACCGGCACCAAACGCCUGCGACGCGUCCUCGAGGCACCGGGCAGCGUCACCUUUACGGGAGGAAGCGUCGGGGUGCGAACCGGAUUCCACCUGCAUUACGAGUGCGUGUCGCUGCAGAAGACGUGGCAGGUGACCGCUGGGAGCCCCGCCGUGAUCCUGGGGUGGCACAGCGGCCCCUCCGAGCCCAGGGUGUGGCAGGUGACUGCAGGGGAGCCUGCGCGGGGCCUCGUAGUACGUGUGUGGGGUGCCUACAUACCUGGGGGCCCGACCUGCGAGAAGGAGUACCUGCAGGUGACUGGGACGGAGGGCGAGGGGGAGAGGGUGUGCGGGGGGGCGGUCCUACGCACGCUACACCUGUACACAGAGGAACUGACGCUGCUCCUCCACACCUCCUCCACGCUGGCGGGGUUCGCGGCCACCGUGCACCUCAUGGCGUGAUGAAGGGAAGGGUUGUGUGCGUGUGUGUGUGUGUGUGUGUGUGUGUGUGUGUGUGUGUGAGAGUGGGUGUGGGUGUGUUUCCUAUUUGUUAAUUGUUAUGAAUAUUGUUACUGUUAUAUUAUUAUUUUUAUAUGGAGGCUUUAUCUUGUUGUUAACUUAUUUCUUAAUGUAAAGUAUUAACGAUAGAAUUAUUCUAUGUAUAUGUUUCCAGGCUUCAAUGUAUGUGAAAGUU